AUCUCUCUCCCCCAAGACACGGUCGGAUGGCUUCUCAUCCAUUCUUCUCACCGACCUUGUCACUCGUUUAAUAUACCCCCCCUACCAAAAAAAAAGUCAGGAUGGGUAACGCCCCCAGCACGCCGUCUGCGCCAGCGCCGGUCCCGGCUCACUCGAGGCUCACCCCUCCGGUUGGCGCCAUCACCGUGUGCCAGACGGGAGAAUGUGACUGGCCCACCAUCGCGUCGGCUGUGAACAGCAUCUCCAACACGUCCACAGACCCGACCACCAUCUUCAUCUACAACGGCACCUACGAGGAGCAGGUCUACCUGCCCCCCAAGGCCGGCAAGGUGACCCUGAUGGGCCAGACGGCCGACACGACCGGCUACCAGGAGAACACGGUGCGCCUGCAGCUCAACGCCUCGCUGGCCACCAAGCCGGGCAACGAGUGGACGGCGCCCCUGGUCAACGAGUCGCCCAACACGGCCGUGUACAACAUCGAGCUGCGCAACCUGUGGGGCCAGGGGAUGCAGGCCGGCGCGCUGUCGGCCUACAACACGAGCCAGGGCUACUACGGCGUGAGCUUCUACGGCUCCCAGGACACCCUGCUGGCCGAGGUCGGCAACCAGAUCUACGCCAACUGCUACAUCGAGGGCAUGACCGACUUCAUCUACGGCGAGCACGCCCGCGCCUGGAUCGUCAACUCCACCGUCGCCGCCAACGGCUACGGCUGGAUCACCGCCAGCGGCCGCGUCGACGACAACGACCCCAGCUGGUACGUCAUCACCGACAGCAAGGUCGUCGUCGCCGAGGGCGCCGACGUCGAGGAGGGCAGCGUCUUCCUCGGCCGCCCCUGGAGGAACCACGCCCGCGUCACCUUCCAGCGCAGCGAGAUCGGCUCCUUUGUCAACUCGACCGGCUGGGCCCUGUGGACCCCCGAGCAGCCCCAGACCGACCACGUCACCUUUGAGGAGUUCGAGAACUCCGGGCCCGGCGCCGACACCUCCGAGAGGGUCCCCUACGCCACCGUGAGGAACUCCCCCGUGCCCAUCGAGUUCAUCCUGGGCGCCGACUACAGGGACUGGGUCGACGAGCUGUACCUGCCCUCUGUCUAA
This is a messenger RNA of Diaporthe batatas, 1094 nucleotides long. RefSeq lists its product as uncharacterized. Gene Ontology annotation, biological process: cell wall modification. The record is from RefSeq and is a predicted model, not a curated record. The coding region runs from base 102 to 1094 and encodes 330 amino acids. The transcript is spliced from 2 exons. Lineage: Eukaryota; Fungi; Ascomycota; Sordariomycetes; Diaporthales; Diaporthaceae. Gene Ontology annotation, molecular function: pectinesterase activity.